GUUCAAUGUAGGCGAAAAGCGUUAUUGGAGUAUUUUGGCGAGGAUUUUGACGCUCGCUUCUGCCAGAACAAGUGCGAUAUAUGUCGCGCAUCGAAUGGAGUUGUUAUGGAUGGACGAGGUAUAUUUUUGGGACAGUGAGAUAAAGAUGAUUGAACUGUCGGCAGAUUACGUAGUGCAUGAGAGCAUUUUUUAUCCAUCUCUGCUCUAAUAGUAGAAGUAGUUCCUCUUCGUUCGCUGCCGCCGCGACUGGCAGCCUAGUACCCAACAUCUUGAACCGAAACGCUCCUGCUGCAUCUAGUGGCAGUAACAAUCAUCUACUGGGUAUGCAAUCUUCGGCUUCGAGUAGUAGUAGUGGCCUCAACAUGACAACAGCCGAACGAGAUGCACAUUUGCGACAGCAAGAGGGUCUGCCACCUGCAAGAACUGUAGACAUGACAAAAGAGGCCAAAAUCGCUUUGAUGUAUUUUAGAGACUGUGCGAGUUGCGAACUGACAGUAGCGAAGUUGCGAGACGCCUUGGCAGGGUUGAAUUUGCCCAAAGCUCCUCAAAGUAGGAGAAAGGGCAGAAGAAAAGUCCAUACGAGUCAACAAUAUCAGCGGAUAGUGAACCAAAAGCGCGACACGAUAAUGGGACAUCGCAGCUUUGGGAGUUUGAAUUAUGACUCGAACUUACAGUAUCAGUAAGAACUUUUUGCUCAUGUUGGUUAUGUUCGUAAUCGUACUUAUUCAAUUUGGCGGCAUUGUCAUUCGGACACAGUCCACAACACGUCACUUAAUUAUGUACUUGUGACGCCGUAACUUCUUCACCACGUCAAUUUGGCGGUCUUCACCACGUCAAUGGACAUAGAGAGAGUUUUUCUCUAGAAAUAGAGUCGUAAAAGCUCUGCACUGAUUGCCAUCAGCCGCAGAAGAUAAUAGAACACAUGGGCUCAAUAUCAAUUACUUACCCUCUUCUACCUCUUCUUCUAAGGGAUGCAACAAGGAAAAGGCACAUGUGAGAAUUUACUACGAAGCAUGAUAACUGCGCAAGUGUUGAUCGAAGAGACUGUGUCGAAUAGCUCUUUUACUGCCGCAGCGAAUACAUUAUGAAGGGAAUUCUACUUCUACUUUUCAGGAGGUGAAUGAGUUGUUGUAAUUUGGUUUCACCCUGAUCAUGAAAAUCUUCAAUUAGAGAUUGAUAGUUAGUGCAACAGCUUCGUAACGACUCAAGUCAGUUAUGGCUGUGAUCUAGUGCUCAAGACCCCUUCCUUGCAAUCGAACACUUCCCCUUCCUUCAUGCUGAACUUACCCCCCGAAUGGGUAGAUUAUUAUUAUUAUCUAGCUCCUCUAACCCAAGGCCGUGGCGGCCGACGCAAAAAGCGACGAGGCGGUCGUGCAGGAAAGUUCAGUUGGAACAUACUGAAGAUGGGACCUAGGAGCUCCGCAUUUCUCAAUUCUCCCCAACCGUCAAUACAGAUCAUGGUCGAAACCGUGGCUGCUGCAGGAAGCCAGGCGUCGGGAGUUUCUGUUUCCUCAAGCAGGGACUCUACCGAUUUAGAGGAUGAUAUUGAGACUUCCGACUCGGACGAGGAGACGUCGGAUUCUGAAGUUUUAGCAGCUAUAGCAGCCUCCAAAGAGGAGCACCAGCGUGAACAAGCGGUCAUGCACCAACUACAGCAGAAUGAAGUGACGCGACAGCAAAUUAACGCUAAAACGCCGAACGGUGCACUUGGUGGCCCAACAACUAGCUUGGCGUCGUCUGUACCUGUAGGUGGUCCUAAUAUGUCAAUAGGUCCCUCAAAUGGAACGAGUACGUCAACUACGGGGUUCGGUGGCACGUCAGCGUCAGGAUUUGCUGGCACAUCAUCAACGACUACACCAGGCUUUUCCACAUCCACUUCUUCAGCAGCCUUUCCUACUACUUCAGCAAUAGGUAGCAGUGGUUCUUCUUCGAGCGCUAACAAUGCAACAGCUGGUGGUUCUUCUUUGAGCACUAACACAGCUGGCUUGCUGGGCAGUCUACGGACAAAUGGCUUUCGAAACAAUAGUACAACUAGUAGUGCGGCGACAUCAAGUUCCAGAAUAAAUUCUAGUGCGACAGCACGCUUCUUUGGUGGCAUUUCGAUGAAUGGAGAGUCUUCGGGUGCUUCUUCUUCUACCACCUUUGCCGCAUUCAACGCGCUGUCGGACAAGGGUCACGCUGCAGCUCAGUCUUCUAAAAAUGGUGCUGGUAAGUCGUCCUCUUUCGAUGCAAUAUCCGAAGACGAAACAGAUGAUGACGAGAAGCUAUUUGGUCGUGGGCCGAUGAAACGAAGCGCGGAACAGUUAUGGCAAUGGCCUGUAAGAUUGUCAUAUUCUUUUUCAUGGCGUUCAUCUCGAAAAAUUAGUUUAUCAAAGUAGAAACACGAUUUUUCAAGAAGUGCUUGUGCUUACUAGAGAAAAUAUGAAUCAUCUAUUCCUAUGGUAUGGGCACAACAUUCUCGCUCUAAUGCAGCCGACAGAUAAGGAUAGUGAUGCUGAAGAGCUCGCGCCGAGUAGCCUCUUGGCAAGGCUACGCGAAAAACGACGAAGACUAAGUCCGAAUGAACCUCCGAAAAAGUGAAGUAUGGUAAGUAAAGGUUUGCCAACCUGCUUUUGCGCUGGUUCUUUCGUGAUAUUCUCACUAUUUUCUGCUGCGCAAGCAUAUCACCAUAACAAUGUUCGCUCUUAG
Molecule: messenger RNA, 2688 nt
Organism: Amoebophrya sp. A25
Lineage: Eukaryota; Dinophyceae; Syndiniales; Amoebophryaceae
Source: the annotation of a GenBank genome assembly